AUGCCUAUUGCAAGAGAUCGAGUUGAACAAUUACAAGUACAAAAACUCAUUUAUGCUGUCAGAAUAGAAGAUUAUGAGCAAGUAAAAAAAUUAUGUGAAAAAGGUGUCGAUUAUUUAGUUAAUUAUAAUGAUCCUCAAUGUGGUCUGACAGCAUUGAUUGCUGCUAUCACAGAAAAUAAUGAGAAAAUGAUACAAUAUUUGAUACAGUUAGGUGCACAUCCCGAUGUGAUUGAUUUCAACGGUCGUACUGCAAUGAUGCAUGCUGUGGAAUAUGGCCAUGUUAGUGCAUUACGAUUGCUCAAAGAUGCUAAAGCAGAUCCAAAACUUCAAGAUUUAGAAGGAAAAGAUGCUCUUUAUUAUUGUUUUACUGAGCCAACAAACCGUCAUAAAUUAUGCUUAAAGCUUGUAUUAGAAAUGGGCGGGGACGUGAAUAAUCGAACACAUGAAGGUUUACCCAAUUUGGUUUAUGUAUGUUCAGAAUCGGUGGAAAAAGAAGAAUUUUGUUUAAGUUUAAUUCAGCAUGGAGCAGAUACUAAACUCGUCGAUGAGAAAACAAAACGAACAGCUCUUCAUAACGCAUGUCUAUCUGGAAAUGCAAAUGUUGUACGAGCAUUACUUCGGAAUAAAGCUGAUGUCAAUGCAUUAGACAAUAAACUUUCAUCACCUGUUCAUGAGGCAGCAAAAGGAGGUCACGUUGAGGUGAUUCAAGUAUUAUCUGGCUAUGGUGCCAAAUUUGACGUUUAUGAUAGUUUAGGUAAUAAUCCAAUACAUUAUGCAGCAGGUUCAAACGCGGGAAAUGCUAUACGUUUUCUUGGUCAAAGAGGUUGUAAUCCAAAAGUAAAAAAUUUGGAAGGACUCAUACCGAAGAAAAUCGCUGAUCAAAACAAGGCAAAAGAUGCAAAAAAGAAUAUGCGUAAAGCCGAGAAAUUCUACAAUGCUAUGAGUGCAAAUUUGCAAAUGAACGAGUAUCGUGACUGGAAGUUACUAUUAUACGAUUACAUCUAUGAACAUCGUGAACGUAUUGAAAAAUUUUUUGACGAAAUGGAUGAAGCUAAAACUGGAACGAUUUCGGCUGAUAAUUUUAAAAAGUUUCUUGAAGAUGAAGGUUUAUUAACGUUUUUUAAAACGGAGGAUAUUAAAGAAAUUGUAGAAAAACAUGAAAAAGAGAAAAAUGAAUUAGAUUAUAAAGCAUUUCUAACCGGAAAAAAGUAUAUGACGAAACCUUAUUUAAUGUCAUCGUUCGAGAGCAAAAAGAAAAAGAAGAAAAAACCAAAAAAAGGCAAAACACAAAAAGGUGUACUACCAAUCGCCAUUCAAGAUGAAGGACCCAGAACAACCGGUGGUAAUCCUCCUCUAAUAUAUCAACCACAACACAUUCAUCAUACAGAUAAUACAAGAUUUUCACGAGCUAAUCCACCGAAACAUGCUCUCGAAGAUGAUUGUAAUUAUAUCUUUGUUCUCAGAGACAUAUCAUUUUUUCUAAUCUUUUCUUCUAAAGCACCAUGGUAUUUGAAUAAACCAGAUCUGGCAUUUACUAAUCUUUGUGAUGCAGCGUAUAGAGGUGAUUUACAAACGUUACUCGACGCUUAUAGACAUGGAAUACCUGUUGAUAUCACUGAUAAAUUCAUGAAAACACCGUUAAUGGUUGCUUGUUCACAUGGAGAUUUGAAUACUGUUCGGUUUUUGUUAACGUGCGGAGCCGAUGUUAAUAUGGCGGAUAAUUUUAAAUGGACAGCGUUACAUCAUGCUGCUCAUUCUGGACAAAUCGAUGUUGUUAAAGUAAUUGUCGAAGCCGGUGCACAGAUAAAUGCUGAAUCAGUGACAAAAGCGACUCCAUUAAUGCGUGCAGUCGAAAGUUCGUCAUUUCCCGUCGUUGAAUUUUUAAUAAAUAAAGGGGCGAAAGUUAAUCACGAAAAUAUUUCUGGUUUGGAACCAUUGACAGUAGCCGCUGAAUUUGCUGAUCCAAGAAUUUAUCAUUUACUUCAUGAAAGAGUAAACAGUGUGCCAAAAUCGAAAAGUAAUUCAGAUUCUAAAAACCAACCGGAAACAGCGGACAAAGCAAAAACAGAAAUUCAUUCUGUUACUACAUUACCGGCAAUACAACCACUACAACCACUACAACGAACACAAGCACAACGUGUUUCUCUCUUGCAGGCAGCAGCUGAACUAGCAAAAUCGUUUGAAGCUGCUGAAUCAAUUCCAUUUCAUCCAAAAGCGAAAUGGCCAGAACAGUCAUCCACUCAAGAUACGAGUCGAGAAAAGGGCGUUUUGCGCGAGCGAUAUGGAUGGGAAGUGAAUUUGCACGAUUUUAAAAUGCCAUUUAUGGAUAAUACGUCAAAACGGUUAGAAAAAAUGACGCUCCCCGAUAUUAAAAUUUGA
Didymodactylos carnosus is the source of this 2379-nucleotide messenger RNA. Lineage: Eukaryota; Metazoa; Rotifera; Eurotatoria; Philodinida; Philodinidae. The record is from the annotation of a GenBank genome assembly.